This is a messenger RNA of Pocillopora damicornis (cauliflower coral), 3091 nucleotides long. RefSeq names its product triokinase/FMN cyclase. Gene Ontology annotation, biological process: glycerol catabolic process. The record is from RefSeq and is a predicted model, not a curated record. NCBI's taxonomy places the organism in Eukaryota, Metazoa, Cnidaria, Anthozoa, Scleractinia, Pocilloporidae. Gene Ontology annotation, cellular component: cytosol. Gene Ontology annotation, molecular function: glycerone kinase activity; ATP binding.
ACCCAAGGAUUUCCGACAUUUAUUUAAGAUAUAUCUUAACGAUGAAAAAAAAUCGUGCACAAUCCUUAUAUGGAUGAAAUAUAAUCGGAACCCCUUUGUAUCAGAUAUGAGUCUUGUGAUUAUUUCUUUGUUUAAGGCAAAGAACAAAUCAGUAAGGAUUUGUUCCAAAUCAAUGUCGGUUUUUUUUCUGUAACUUGAAUCCAAGAAAGAAGUAAUCAGGUGACGUGAAAAAGACAUCUGUCGCGUUGUACUUUGAAUCGGGGUAAAGAGGGUAACUGGAUCAUCUAUCAUCGAUUAUUUUCAUUUUUUCCUUUUCUUGAUGAUUUAUGAUGGACAAAAUUGGAAAAUAAGGAAAGAAAUACAGUGUUGGAAUGUGAAGGUUUCGUUGUAUUACCGAAAAACACCGUUUGUGAUGUAUUGCUUCCCUUAAAAAGUGUUAUUCAUCUUUAAAUCUCUCGGUUAUCAGGCGGGCUGUGAUCAGUCAGUUUUUUACAAAUUGCAAAAUGAUAAGAAACUGGACUUUUCCUGAUACAAAUGUAAAGAAAGAAGCUGAAAAACGCAAAAUAAACGGGAAAUUUCCUGCGUGUCAUCCGAAUCGGUUAUGUCACGCGAGUGUUAUGUCACGCGUGUCUCGCUAACCUCGAUCUAGCAAUCCACUCACUCUCUCGGCAAAAUGGCAGCCGAUGAAGAAUCAACCACUUCCAAGAAGCUGAUCAAUGAUCCUUUAGAUGCGGUAGAUGAGGCUUUAGAAGGUAUCGUUUUAGCCAAUCCUGGGUUAAAGUUACUAAAGAAUUAUCGGGUUAUUAUCCGAGAGGAUGUGAACGAAAUACGAAAGGCAGGAAAGGUAACCCUCAUCUCAGGAGGUGGAAGCGGUCACGAGCCAUCGCAUGCCGGAUUUGUUGGAAAAGGGAUGUUGACAGCGGCUGUGGCUGGAGCUGUUUUCACUUCUCCACCAACGAAAUCCAUCCUUGCUGCAAUAAGAGCUGUUGGACUCGGUAACAGGGGAGGAACGCUAUUGAUUGUGAAGAAUUACACUGGCGAUAGGUUGAAUUUCGGAUUUGCCGCUGAGAGGGCGAAGGCCGAGGGGAUAAAAGUCGAUAUGGUGGUGGUUGGUGAAGACUGUGCUCUCACUAGUAAGGACAAGACAGCAGGAAGGAGGGGGCUUUGUGGAACUGUUCUGAUCCAUAAGAUUGCAGGUUCACUGGCUGAGGAAGGAAAAUCUCUUGAGGAAAUCUCACAAGUAGCCAAGGCCGCAGCCCAAGCCAUGGGUACCAUUGGUGUUAGUUUGGCUCCAUGCAGUCUCCCAGGAUCUUUGCCAUCCUUUGUAUUGGGCAGUGAUGAGAUGGAGUUAGGACUGGGUAUACAUGGAGAACCUGGUGUCAAGAGGGUAAAGCUUGAAAAGGCAGACCAAGUUGUCAAAACCAUGAUUGACCACAUGUCAGAUGUUCAGAGUGGUGCAACAUACAAGCUCAGUCUAAAGAAGGGUGACAGGGUGGCUCUUGUAGUAAAUAAUCUUGGAGGAACAUCUGUUCUGGAGUUAAACAUUGUUGCAAGGGCAGCCAUAACAUACCUUACUCAAGGGAAAGAGGUGAAAGUUGAUCGGGUUUAUGUUGGAAGUUUUAUGACCUCAUUAGAAAUGGCUGGAGUAUCAAUCACUUUGCUUCACUUGGACAAAACUAGGGUGGAUUGUUUGGAUCAAAGCACAACUGCACCAGCAUGGCCACGAGUUUCAGUAUCUACAAAUUCAGGCUUUAUGAGAAUUGACAAGCAGCCUCUUGAAAUUCCCAUGAAUGCAGCAGAAGAAAAAAAGGAGACUUCCUCAGAAAAGCUGACCGCACUAGGGGAAAAGGUCUAUGCCGUUAUUAGUCAUGUAACUAAUGCCCUCAAUGCUGCUGAGAGUAAUCUGAAUGAACUGGAUAACCUUGCUGGCGACGGAGACUGUGGGACCACCCUUUCUCGGGGAGCCUCAGCCAUAAAGAAAGCCUUAGGAACACAGGAUGCCCCAGGUUUGCCAUGUAACCAUCCAGAAAAGCUUUUGUUAUCACUUGCCAGUUUGUGUGAGGAUCAUAUGGGUGGAAGUUCUGGCGUGUUCUACAGCCUCUUUCUCACGUCUGGAACAGUUCAUCUCAGGGGUGACUCAGCCGCAAAGUCCUGGGCUCGAGCUUGGGAGGCUGGUGUCCAGGCCAUCAUGAGGUAUGGCGGAGCGGAGCCUGGGGACCGUACAAUGCUCGACGCGUUGCACCCGGCAGGAUCAACUUUGAUCUCAGAGCUCGAUUCAGGUGUUGACCCAUUGGAGGCAGUGGAAAAGGCUGUGGAGGCUGCUGAGCUGGGUGCCCAGUCUACCUCCGCCAUGUCAGCCCGAGCCGGUCGAUCCAGUUACGUUAGUGAAAAGCACUUGAAUAAGCCAGACCCAGGAGCAUUGGCUGUGACGGUCUGGUUCCGGGCGGCUUUUAACGCUCUGAAAAAUUAGGAGAUAAUUGUAAGGUAUGCGCUGUUUGGUCGUUGCUCGGGGGGAUUUUAUUUGUAGUCUGAUUUCCAGUUAAAUACAAUGCUGCACCUGUUUAAAUAUUAUUUAACUAAUACUUUCAGCAAACCAGUUACUUGUUAUAAACCGCUCUGCUCACUUUUCACAAGAGAUAUUUGGUUAGAAUUUUUACGCGUAAUUAUUUCCUUUUUGCACUUGGCUUUGCAAGAGGAGGGACUGGUACACUAUUGACUAAAUCCACUGGAUGCCCUGACAAAGUUAAAUGACGUUUAUUAACUCCUUUGGAUUGAUAAUUUGGAUUGGCUAUCUUGUAAAGAAAUCUCUUAAAACAUCAAAUGCCUGUUUCCAUCAGGAACAUUCUUUUGGAACCUAAAAUUUUUGCGCCAGGAAUUUUGAUGAUACUUCGUUGGACAAGAUGAUAUGGAAAGAUAAUUAAUUAAAUAUUUCCUGACCUUCGGUAGCAAUAUAUGUAAUAUUUAAGGAGAUUUAAAUAGCAUAAGCGAAAGAGAAUUUAGUCUUUUAUAUUGAGAUGUUUUAAUAUCAAAUGGUAUGAAAUGAAUUUAUAGCGAUAUCGACUUCAAUUAAUAAAUCACGCCUCCACCUCUA